UGCACCUCACAUGAUCACUUUCCACGACUCACUUAGCUUUGAACCGUCCGUGCUGACAAGGUAACUCAAUAUUUUGUAAGAUCAUACUGUCACAGUGAGGAUUCUGUUUGAAGAGAAAGGACCUUUCGCAGAUAUGAGAGCUAGAAAGUAAAACCGCUACUCCUCAGAAGCGCAGCAACAUCGUCUAGCGUCAACAUGUGGAGUGCUAUUUUUGGAAGCAGUGAGCCAGUAUUUGAAGCGGCAGGCGAAGUUUCAUUUAGCAUUAAUGGCUCGCCUUUCACAGCGGACGAGAAAAUUGCAUCAGACAUGACAUUAAACUCUUUUAUACGAGAUUUGGCGAAUCUGAAAGGAACCAAGUUCAUGUGCUACGAAGGCGGCUGUGGAGCUUGUGUCGUUUCUGCUACUGUCGUCCACCCGGUCACUAAAAUGAGGCAGACGCUCGCCGUCAAUUCGUGUCUAACACCUAUUUUCGCUUGUCAUGGAUGGGAUAUAACGACGGUGGAAGGCGUCGGCGACCGCCGCAAAGGCUAUCACGCAGUUCAAACGCAGCUGGCUAAGUUCAACGGCACCCAAUGCGGCUAUUGCUCGCCUGGAAUGGUCAUGAGUAUGUACAGUUUGCUGGAGCGUGGGAAGGCACCAUCUAAAACCGAAGUUGAGGACUCUUUUGGUAGCAACCUUUGCCGCUGUACUGGAUACAGGCCGAUUUUGGACGCUUUCAAAUCGCUAGCUUCAGAUUCAUCUCUUCAGGGCAAGACGAACAUCUGCGUGGACAUUGAAGACAUGGACAAAAUGUGCCCUAACAAAAACGAAUUUUGCUCGAAACUGUGCGGCUCUGUGGUCAUCCAGUCUGGGUCUGCCGUGUGGCGCAAAGUUGCCACUUUAGAUGAGUUGGUUGCUGUUUUGGCCAAGGUUGGAGAUGCACCGUACAAGUUGGUGGCAGGAAACACCGCCGAAGGGAUCUACCGCAGCGAGGGAAUCCAGACUUACAUCGACGUGAAAAGCGUUCCUCAACUGCGAAACAUUGAAGUCAAGCCUGACGUGAUUACCUUGGGAGGCAACGUUACCCUGACUGAAGCGAUGGAUUUUUUUAACGAAGUCAACACUGCCGGCUUCGAUUACUUGGUUCACCUUGGCGACCACUUCGAUUUGGUUGCCCACGUGCCAGUUAGAAAUGUAGGGACACUUGCUGGGAAUUUGUCCAUCAAACAUGCACACCCAGAUUUUCCUUCUGACGUUUUUAUGACGCUAGAUGCUGUCGGGGCUACUUUGAAUAUAAUGGAUAUUUCUGGAAUAAUCCAGAACGUAACAAUGGUGGACUUCCUUUUGCUUGGAAUGAACAAGAAAAUUAUUCUCAGUAUCCAAUUCACUCGGAAAGACAAUCCACAUCGUUUGCGCCUCUUUAAAAUCACCCCAAGGGCCCAAAACGCACACGCAUACGUGAAUGCAGGCUUCUUUUUCGAGUUUGAAGACGAGGUCUCGUGGAAGGUGGCUAGUGUGCCCAGAAUCGUAUUCGGCGGAAUUAGCCCGACAUUUACGCAUGCAAGAGCUGCUGAGUCGCUUUUGGUUGGGAAAGUUCUGCUAGACAACAAAACACUGGCCCAAGCCAUCACAGCUCUUGGUCAGGAAAUCCUUCCUGAUGACGUAUUGACCAAUCCUACACCGGAUUACAGGAGAAAAUUAGCACAAUCGCUCUUUUACAAAUUCGUUCUCCACCUCGAUCCAACCAAGGUGAGCAAAUUCCUCAGAUCAGGAACGGAAAAUUUACAGCGGCCCCUCUCUUCCGGAAUCCAAGAAUUCGAUACGGACGCGACUCUCUACCCUUUGAAUGAGGCGAUACCGAAAAUCGAAGCUCUCGCUCAGUGCUCUGGAGAGGCUCAGUACGUAAACGACAUUCCCUCAUUCCCGGACGAGUUGCACGGAGCAUUUGUCCAGACGACAGUGGCCACAGGCACCAUUUCCAGCAUUGAUGCCACUGCAGCAUUGGCAAUUGACGGAGUGGUCGCUUUUUACAAACACACGGAUAUGCCAUACUCCAACACUUUUACGCCAGCUAGUUUUGGCUACCUGGAGCCAGAGGAAGUUUUUUGCAGUGGAACAAUACUUUAUGCUGGUCAGGCAGUUGGAAUGAUUGUAGCCAAAUCUAGAGGGGUGGCCUUGGAAGCUGCAAAAAAGGUCAAAAUUGAGUACGCUGUUGGAAGUUCAAACCCAGUGCUGACCGUUGAAGAUGUUUUGAAUCAAGCUGGCAAUAGGAUUUAUCCUGUUCAAAAGGAAAAUGAGAAAGACAGCUCUAUGCGAUUAUCUGCUGCAAAAAUAAUAAAAGGAGACUUCUCACUUCCGAGGCAAUAUCACAUGACGAUGGAAACGCAGACGUGUCUCGUGGUGCCAAGAGAAGAUGACAACUACGACGUGUUCUGCAGCACCCAGUUCAUGGAUCUGGCGCAAGCGGUUGUCGCCAAGUGUCUCAAUGUCGAGGCCAGCAAGAUAAAUAUGUCAGUUCGUCGAUUAGGCGGCGGCUACGGCGGAAAAAUCACCAGGCCCCCGCAGCUCGCGGCGGCGUGUGCCGUGGCUUCUUGGACGCUUAACAAACCUGUGAGGAUGGUGCUUCCGCUAUCAGGAAACAUGGAAAUCGCUGGAAAGAGGUUCGCAGUGCGCGACGAGUAUGAGGUCGGCGUGGACGAAAAAGGCAAAAUUGUAUACUUGAAAGCAAAGGUUUUCCAAGACGCAGGCUGCAACCUCAACGACUCUCAACGAACCAUGAACACGACAAUUGCACACUUUACACACAGCGUCUACGACUCCUCCACCUUUGAAAUCGUCGGCCAGCAGAUCAAAACAGACACCGCCUCAAACACGUGGUGCCGCGGCCCCGGGUCCACGGAGGCUGUCGCUUUUCUUGAGGAGAUCAUGGAGAGAAUCGCGGGCGAAAUGAAUUUAGAUCCGCUCGAGGUUCGAUUAGCCAAUAUGUACGCAGUUGACAACCCCGUGCCCGCCAUGAUCGCCGAUUUAAAGGAAAAGGCCGACUAUGACGCGCGAAAAGCGAAAGUCGAAGAAUUCAACUCGCUGAACCGCUGGAAAAAGAGAGGCGUAUCUUUGGUUCCAGUGCAGUAUCCUUUUGACUUCUGGGGUGUCCGCCCUGUGGUUGUUUCUGUCUACCAGAUCGACGGCUCAGUCGCCAUUUCUCAUGGCGGAGUGGAAAUGGGUCAAGGCUUGAACACAAAGGUUGCUCAAGUUGCGGCACAUUUCCUCGGAUUGCCGCUUUCAAUGAUUUCCAUCAAGCCGAGCAACAACCUAGUCGCGGCAAAUGCCUCCGUCACUGGAGCAAGUCUGGGCAGUGAGAGCCUGAGCUAUGCCACGAUGCAGUGCUGCAAGGAAAUCUUGAGUAGAUUGUCAGUGAUUAAAGAAAAAAUGCCCGACGCCGAGUGGAAGGCUUUGGUUCGAGAAGCUCACGCACAAGAGAUAAGCUUAACUGCGUCUUACACAUUUACCAAGAGAGACAACGUCGGUAUUUAUUUCAUAUGGGGCGCAGCAAUGGCAGAAAUGGAAGUUGACAUUUUAACUGGGGAAAAGCAAAUUCUCCGUGUCGACCUUCUCGAGGACGCUGGGCAGAGCAUGAGUCCUAUGGUGGACGUGGGACAAAUGGAGGGUGCCUUUGUCAUGGGCCUCGGCUACUGGCUCUACGAGGAAUUGGUCUACGAUCACUACACUGGGCGACUUUUAACAAACUCAACUUGGAAUUACAAAAUUCCUGGCGCGAAGGAUAUACCUGCUGAUUUUAGAGUUUACUUCAGGAAGAACUCCAAAAAUCCAAACGGUGUUUUGAAUUCCAAGGCUACUGGAGAGCCGCCGCUGAACAUGAGUAUUGCGGCGUAUUUUGCGAUCACACAUGCGCUGAACUCUGCGAGAAAAGAUGCUGGUGCGCCAGCCGGUUACUUCCAACUUAAACCUCCAGCCACUGCAGAGCACAUCUUUAUCACAAGUCUCACGGAUGAAAAGGAUUUCAAACUUUUUGAGGAAGACGAAGAAUAAUCAAAACCAAUUUAUUUAUUACAGAUUUAUUACAGGGAAAUGGUGAAGUUC
Cloeon dipterum is the source of this 4077-nucleotide messenger RNA. RefSeq lists its product as uncharacterized. The transcript has 25 exons. Bases 196 to 4026 code for a protein of 1276 amino acids. Gene Ontology annotation, molecular function: 2 iron, 2 sulfur cluster binding; FAD binding; iron ion binding. The record is from RefSeq and is a predicted model, not a curated record. Lineage: Eukaryota; Metazoa; Arthropoda; Insecta; Ephemeroptera; Baetidae.